AAUUCAUUUCUUAAAUGUUAACAAUAGUAUACGUUCUGUUUGCACUAGUAACAUGCCUCUUUUGAAAAAUCUUAACAUUCCAUCUCUUUCUGGCCUCUAUCAGAUUCCUCUGUUCAUCUUCAUAGCAAAACUGCAGAAAAAAAAGCUUUCAGCUUGGAAACUUAGGUGCAACUUCCUUCGGUCGUACCAAAUCCGGGUUCAUCUGACACCAGCCACUUCCAUGAUGCAGCCAAAGUUCUGCCCCAAAGAGAUCAAAGUCCUAUACCCGAGGUGCACCGGUGGGGAAGUCUGUGCUGUGUCUCCCCUGACCCCCAAGAUUGGUCCCCUGGGCCUGUCUCCAAAAAAGGUUGGCUUUGACAUCAACAAAGCAACUGGUGCUUGGAAGGAUCUGGGGAUUACAGUAACUCUGAUAUUCAGAAUGACAGACCCAGAUUGAGGUAGUGCCUCUGCCUCUGCCCUGAUCAUGAAAGCCCUCAAAGAAUUGCCGAGACAGAAAGAAGCAAAAAAUCAUUAAACACAGUGGAAAUAAUCACUUUUGAUGAGAUUAUCAAUAUUGCCUGACAGAUGCAGCACCAAAUUUUAGCUAGAAAACUCUCUGAAACCAUUAAAAAGAUCCUGGGGGUUGCAAUGUUGAUGGCUGCCACCCUCAUGACAUCAUAUAGAUAACAUUAGCAGUGGUGCAGUGGGAUGCUGAGCUAGUUAAGAACCACAAAGGAAA
Messenger RNA from Myotis brandtii (Brandt's bat), 718 nucleotides. RefSeq lists its product as uncharacterized. The record is from RefSeq and is a predicted model, not a curated record. Lineage: Eukaryota; Metazoa; Chordata; Mammalia; Chiroptera; Vespertilionidae. Gene Ontology annotation, biological process: translation. The transcript has 2 exons. Gene Ontology annotation, cellular component: cytosolic large ribosomal subunit; ribosome. The coding region runs from base 53 to 436 and encodes 127 amino acids. Gene Ontology annotation, molecular function: large ribosomal subunit rRNA binding; structural constituent of ribosome.